Molecule: messenger RNA, 306 nt
Organism: Entrophospora candida
Lineage: Eukaryota; Fungi; Glomeromycota; Glomeromycetes; Entrophosporales; Entrophosporaceae
Source: the annotation of a GenBank genome assembly
AUGCUUGCUAUUAUACAGAGAAAAUAUAUCCUUAAUAAAAUUACAAAUCAAAUUGUUCAUAUAAAUACUAGGAAUACAAACAAUCAAUUUAAACUAACAUCAAAUUUGCCAAUACAAUUUAAGGUUGGAUUGGAAAAUCUUCCAACAUGUUUAAGAGAUUUCAUUAACACAUCUCAAAAAGUGGGAAUUGAUGUAGAUAAUUUAUCUACUAUUUCAAUAUUUAAGAAAUUACAUUUUCCAGAUGGUACAAUUGCACGCAGUGAUAAUUCAUGUCUGUUCAAAUUUGCUGAUGCACUGUCUUUUUGA